AACGAGAGGCAAACAUGCCCGGAACGAAUUUAAUUGUUCCUGUGGUUUUAUGGGGUAAACAUGCCCCCACCCAUUGCGUGUCGUCAAUCUACAUGUCCAGGGACCAGAAGACGCUGGUCACUGGAUGCUAUGAUGGUCAGAUGUGUAUCUGGCAGGUGGAUCCUGAGACAUUGAAGAUGACCCCUAGGUGUUUACUAGUUGGCCAUACGGCGCCAGUUACUUGUUUGUCGAGAGCUUCUAUUAUUCAGGACAACAACUACAUAGUGAGCUCGUCAGAAGCUGGUGAGAUGUGCACUUGGGAUCUUGUUGACGGAAAGUGUAGGGAGAGCGUCAAGUUGACGCAAGUCCAUACCAAUAUUCAGGCCUACCACAUGUGCAACAGUGAUGACCUACGUCUGUUUUGCAACGGCUACUAUGCAGAGAUACUGAUCAUGGACCCUUUCUCUCUGGAGAUCCUAUUCUCAUUGAGCUCGAAGAUGAAUCCUGAUUGGAUUUCUGCUUUACAUGUCCUCAGACCGUCAUCAAGGAAGGACGACGUUGUUCUUGCAAUUUCGAUUACUGGCACUGUGAAGGUGUGGUCCCUCCUGGGCCACGAGAACAAGCAAUCGGAGCCAAUUUACGAGAACGAAUCGAAACAGAUUCGCUGUCUCAACGCCCUGUCGUUAAACUGUUGUUCUUACAAUCAGAGAACUGUGCUAAUUGUUUGCGCAAAAUACUGUCAAAUAUACGACGCUGGUGAUUUCUCGGUGUUAUGCGGCAUAACAGCACCAGCUGGUGAGAGAUGGCUCUCUGGUGAUUUCCUGGCACCAGAUCGUGUGUUAGUCUGGUCAACUGAAGGCAAAGGAUAUAUGUACAAAUUGCCUGCCAACAAACUUCGCGGACGGGCCGUUAUUAGUUCCGUACCAGAUCAUAAAGGAUUCCACGGUCCAACCGUAGACCAUGACAGCCCUGUGUUGUACGGUAUUCUGGCACAUACUGAUAAUAAGCUUCUCUCCUGCCCCCCUUCAAUGAGAUUUAUCAUAACUUCCGUGGGAGGAAAACAACGUCGUCUUUUGCUUCGUGGUGAUUCUCAUGGGGUAGUGUCUGUGUGGAAUGUGGACGCCGCCGCUACGCCCGUAGCAGGAAAACCUACAUACGCGCCUAUCGUACUGACAAGUCUUUCCCUUGCUUGGACGGAAAUGAAUCCGAGUCCAGUUGGCAUUCUGGAUCAGCUGAAUCACCUUGAUGAGCCUGAAAUCAAACUUACAUCCUCAAUUUACAUUCUAGCCGCGAAUCGUUUGGUAGUAGGUCGUGAAGAUGGCUCCAUAGUAAUUGUGGACGCAACACAUACUGUCCAAUUGCAGCUUUUGCAUGGUAAACAUCAGCAUUCCGAUGACUGGGCGACCCACCAACUUCUUCUGGGGCACAAUGGACGUGUAAAUUGUCUACUAUACCCUCAUCAUGUACAUCAAAGAUACGACAAAUCCCACCUCGUCUCGGGCGGUAUAGAUUUCGCAGUGUGCCUAUGGGACUUGUUCAGUGGCUCGUUGCUGCACCGCUUCUGCGUACACGCAGGGGAAAUCACGCAGCUCAUAGUCCCGCCGCAUAAUUGUACUCCCCGCAUACAAAAAUGCAUCUGCUCAGUCGCAUCAGACCACAGUGUGACAUUACUUAGUCUCUCGGAGCGCAAAUGCGUGACUCUAGCGUCUCGCCACUUAUUCCCCGUGGUGACCAUAAAAUGGCGACCGCUUGACGACUUCAUGGUGGUAGGAUGCAGUGACGGCACGGUCUACGUAUGGCAGAUGGAGACGGGGCAUUUGGAUAGAGUUCUACAUGGUAUGAUAGCCGAAGAGGUGCUGGCAGCUUGUGAUGAAACGUUAACCGACGACCUGGGAGGGUCGAUUGGUGGUGGAGGCAGCAGCGACAUGCAGGGAUUGGCCAAUCCAGCUGUGCAUUUCUUCAGAGGCCUCCGGCACCGAAAUCUGAAUGCCAUGCGGGCCGCGACCCAACGCGGGUUGGCGGCGCUGCAAACCACAGGGCAGCAGGGCAGCGCGGGCCCGCUCGCCGAGCCCAUUCGCCGUCGAGCACCACUCACUGUGCAGGGCUUCCGAUCCAAUCCCGCUGAUCCCGAAAGCCAUAUACUGUUCUUCGACAUCGAGGGCCUGAUCGUCGAACUGCUCAGCGAGGAAUAUUCUGCAAUGAGUCCGGCUAGUUUGGAGGCGGCGGGUCUUAUUUCAAGUGAAUACAUGACCAUGGCGCAACUGACUCGUUCGGCCAGCCCUGAUGCAGCUAAGAGGAUAUCAGAUUUCUUCGGUCGAGUCAAAGACAAAGCUGGAGAUAUGGAGCGGAUUCUCAAAGAGAAGGAUAAACAUGGUAUCCUGGCGAAAAUGAAAGAGAGUGCUGAAACAAUGCAGACCAAGUUACAGGCGAAGGCCGAGCAGCUCAAGGGACAUCUAGACCACAAAGAUGAAACCAGUAGUAAUAAACAAAAGCGGCCCAAGGAUGUCACUCUGGCGGAACCACCGCAUACCAUGGAAAUUGCUCAGAUCCUCAUCUCCUUGCUUCACGCUUGGGGCUUGGACCCUGACCUGGACAGGGUCUGCGAGUCCAAACUGGGACUUCUACGGCCUAUGGUGCCAGUCUGCUUCGGCGUGGUCUCCCGCCACGGCCACAUGGCGGUCCAACUUCCAACUCGCCUCAAUGACUGGACUGACGCCUGCAAUGCAGCUCCUACUGACCCUAUACUCACGACUUCUGGCUUGCCACCGGAGUUGCUGCGACAGGAGAAAUUGACCAGACUAUUCUCCUCGAAACUUCACUGGGAGCUUAGCACCACGCUCACAACGAACCACCUUCUCUCCAUCGUGGCUCUAGCCAACACCCUGAUGUCCAUGAGCCAGGCUAGUUUCGUGCCUGAACAAGAGAUCGCUAGGAAGCUACACAGGCCUUCAACGCGCAGCACAUCUUCCUGGGCUGGAGACGAGGAACGAGAAGAACAGCUAGCAGCCCAGCAGGCUCAUAUCAAGCAGGGAUGGUCACUGUUAGCCACCCUGCACUGCGUGUUGUUACCCGAUAAAGUGGUAGCUGCAGGAGCUAAGAACUUCAAGCGUCCACAAGUAGAGAUGCUGGCUCGACGUUGGCAACACCAUUGCCUCGAAGUGCGAGAUGCCUCACAGGCUUUGCUGCUAGCCGAGUUAAGCAGACUGGGCCCCAAAGGCCGAAAGGCGUUAGUAGACAACUGGGCCCAAUAUCUUCCGCUGUACACCCACACCGAAAGCAUCAACCCUCACGCCUCGCAGAAGGAGCCAGCGGAAAAGGUCACCCGAGUACAAGACGAAGAAUUCGAGGAAGAGGAAGAAGAAAUUGUUCGCAAGCCGUCUUCUCUCGCUGAGUUGAAACGAAAGCAGACGACUGCCGUGGUCCUAUUAGGCGUCAUCGGAGCCGAAUUCGGACAGGACAUCACUAGUGAAGGUGCUGCUGGGAACAAGAGACGUAAAGAUGGUGAUGUUGGUAGGAAGAGUUCCGUUGUUGAAGGCUUCACCCUAAGCUCGUCCAACAACCUGGCGCGCCUGACCGCCCUGGCGCUGACGCACCUGCUGCUGUCGCCGCCGUGCGCGCGCCUGCCUGCGCACACGCCGCUGCGCCGCGCCGCCGUCGACCUGCUGGGCCGUGGGUUCACCGUUUGGGAACCCUACUUGGACGUCAGCCAUGUUUUACUGGGGCUGUUGGAAAUGUGUUCGGACGCAGACAAGCUGGUUCCGUCGAUGACGUACGGCCUGCCACUGUCCCCGCAGGCGGACUCGUGCCGCACAGCGCGACACGCACUCACGCUCAUCGCCACAGCUAGGCCCGCGGCCUUCAUAACGACGAUGGCCCGCGAGGUGGCCCGCUGCGCCGCCGCGCAGCAGAGCGGGCAGCCGUCGGCCGCGUACCUGGCGCUGCAGCGCGGCCGCGCCGAGGUGCUGCGCGGCAUCGAGCUGCUCAUCGACCGGAUGCACAACGAGGUGGCCGAGCUGCUGGUCGAGGUGAUGGACAUAAUCCUGCAUUGCGUGGAUCAGUCACAUUUGAAAAGCAAAGGCCUCAACGAAGUUUUUCCCGCCAUCUGCCGUUACAACCAGGUGUCACAUUGCCCGGCCACAAGAAGGAUUGCAGUGGGCAGCCACACGGGCCAGCUGGCGCUGUACGAGCUGCGCGCGGGCCGCUGCCAGUCGCUGGCGGCGCACAACGGGCCCGUCACCGCGUGCGCCUUCAGCCCCGACGGCCGCUACCUCGUCUCCUACGCCACCUCGGACAACCGCCUGUCCUUCUGGCAGAGCACCGCUGGAAUGUUCGGCCUAGGCGCAGCCCAAACACGUUGCGUGAAAUGCUACAGCACGGCGCCUAUGGCGGACGUGGCUCGCCUCAACCCCGCGCGGUUGGCACGCCUCGUAUGGACGAAUUCGCGUACAGUCACACUGAUGCUUGCUGACGGAUCCGAAACUAGAUUCAAUGUAUAAUAACCUCUUUGUUAUAUUAAAACAGUCAUUCUGCCGCCGUUAGUUGAAAUGCAUAUGACUUUUUUUCUACAAAAUUGUGUAUACUGCCGUGAUCAGUAAAAUAAAUCUG
Messenger RNA from Hyposmocoma kahamanoa, 4584 nucleotides. It is a transcript of the gene Rbcn-3B, whose product is annotated as WD repeat-containing protein 7. Lineage: Eukaryota; Metazoa; Arthropoda; Insecta; Lepidoptera; Cosmopterigidae. The transcript is spliced from 36 exons. Gene Ontology annotation, molecular function: protein binding. Bases 15 to 4475 code for a protein of 1486 amino acids. Gene Ontology annotation, cellular component: cytoplasm. The record is from RefSeq and is a predicted model, not a curated record.